Molecule: messenger RNA, 2258 nt
Organism: Strongylocentrotus purpuratus (purple sea urchin)
Lineage: Eukaryota; Metazoa; Echinodermata; Echinoidea; Camarodonta; Strongylocentrotidae
Exons: 2
Coding region: 195-1493 (432 amino acids)
Source: RefSeq, a predicted model, not a curated record
UCCCCUUCACAAGGCAUUAUGCAUUCAAUACAAUUUAGCAGCCAUUGAGCAGACCUACCAACCUAUAACAACCUUAUUAUAUAUUUGCCUAUCGCUGUUAGAGAGAAGCUGCUCAAAGCACUUGUGCUCGCAUAUUGUAUCCAUAUUCUACUCUUGCUUCAUUUCCAGCUACCCAUCAAGAUAUACAGAUCUCCAUGAGUCAACCACGCGACAUAAACCAUGCUUUUAAAGGCACCCGUUUUCCUUGGACCCCAGAGAGAAUGGAGUUCAUCCUCAACGAACUCAUCACACGGCACAACAAGUACAAGACCUAUGCUAAACUCAUAGAUGUUUACAUCAUAUUGGCAGAGAAGAUAGGAGCCACACCUAGGAUAGUGGAGAACUUCAUCAAGAACUUGGGCCGGGAUUACCGAGAAUGGAUGAAGGUGCAUCCAAAUUGCGAUCGCAAUAAGAUGAAGCUCCGCGGAUCCAACAACGUCUUCAAGAUGUUUGAGGAGUACAACAGGAUUUAUCUUAAUGAGGAUCCACCAAAUUUCCCUCUGCCUAAGUUAAUGGAGUACUCCUUGGAUGAACAAGACAGGCUGGUCCACAUACCUGAAGGGGAGGAUGAAGAUGACGACAGCCCUCAGUAUAUAGAGGUCAUUGAUGCGGACAUGAAGGAAGAGCCUGGGGAUCAGGAAGAAGAAGACUCCCUUCAGAUAACAUCGGUGAUGAGUAUGUCAUCUCAAGCUAGAUGUACUGGCAAUACUAACAGUGAUCCACCAUCUCCAACUCCGCCACCGCCCCCACUGCCCAGGGUUCCAAAGCCACAAGGGCGACGAUCUAUGGUAACCAUACAGGCACCGCCUUCAGCUUCCGCCUUAAGGCAACAUGAACCAGUAGGCCUUCAGGAUGUUGUAAUGAUACCAACUGACAGGGCCCACGCUCCCCAGCUGAAGCAUGUCACUCCUCGAUCAUCUGGCCCUUCAAGCACUACUCAUGGCCAUGUCCAGUCUCCUGUUGCCACUAAUGUACAUGCUUCGGUAGCAAACCAAGGACUACUAUCUACCAUCUCCUCGCUUCCUUCUCUAGUACAGCAUCCACAGUUUCAUCUUCCACAAGGAUCAGCUUCAUCUCCAGGUGUUGGUUCCCACUAUAUCCCUCUUCACGUCAUACAAAAUGGGUCCACCCCUCAUGCGACGUACACGGAAGCGUCCGUCCCCUACGAAGGGAUGCCAAGCUCCAAUCCCGGGACAUCGCACAAGCGCCCGAUGAAGACUCCUCACGAUGCCCCACAGCAUUCCUCCAAGAAGAGCCGUACAAGCAACGUGCCACUUGUAGCAGAGAACUUGCCAGAGGGUAUGAGUGAAUUUGAGAACCGUUAUUUACAGGCUUUAGACACACAGAAUAAGAUGCUCUCAGAUAUCGGUCGUGAACUGAAGCUUCUUAGGACUGGGUUCUUUGCUAUUCACUCAGAUGAAAUAGCUGACAUGGUGAAUCCAAACAUGCGUUAGGAGUCGCCACAAAAGAUGUCAAUAUCUUGUUUUGUAAAAACUGUGAAAAGAUUAUUAUUUUAUUUCUUUCAUUCUGAAUUGGUAAAUGUACAUGUGAACAUUUUAAGAAUUUUGGAGAAAAUAUUAAGAGAUACAUUUCCACAAGUUUACCAUUAUCAAUUUCUGAAAAUAAAUGUACAGAUCUUUCUGCACCCAACAAUAAUUUAAACAAAGUCAAAUUAAAAACCAUGUGUCCAGGUACUCCAGGAAGCAUUAAAGUGCACAAAUCACCCAGAAAUACAUUUAUUUUGCUCUAACAGUAUAUUAAUGGUUUCAUGUUGCUACCGGUAUACAGUAUGUAUUAUUCAAAAUAUGACUUUCAAAUGUUACUUUUAAAGGAGAUAUUGCAAACUUGAAUACACUCUCACUCUCAACUUGUGAGUAGACUGCCAAAGCAUGAGUACACUGUAUGUACAUGAACAUGCUCGCACAGAAUCAAGUUUAACUUAGGUUUCAUGCGCGAGAUUUGUAUGUUUAUAUUUAUUUUCUUCAUGUACUCCUUACCAGUUAACCCUUUGAAUGCAAUGUAAAGUUUUUGACAAUGAGUUCAAACUAUCAAGCGAUUGGUACACGAUUGGUAUGUUGCAUACUGUACAUGCACAUGUAACUUAGUUAAGAUAAUCCUUUUUUCUUUUAGUUCAUUAAAAAUGAGUGGACUGACUUUCUCUUAAAAUUUGUGCAUACAUGUACAGUGUACACUAAAGCUACUUACUGUAAAGGGCAAGU